Molecule: messenger RNA, 8269 nt
Organism: Paramuricea clavata
Lineage: Eukaryota; Metazoa; Cnidaria; Anthozoa; Malacalcyonacea; Plexauridae
Source: the annotation of a GenBank genome assembly
GACAAGAUGGCGGUGGUUACCUCGUGUUAUAUCGAAGGGCAUUUUUGUUCACAAAUACCCGCUUAUUUUACGUUUUAGCGACUCGUUAGUCUUGGAAAUUAUAACUCAAUGGACAGGGAAAACGAUUCUGUAUGAAAGAGAAAAGGAUGUGCAGUUAUUGUGAUGUUAUUUGUUGUGAAAGACGGCCCGAAAUUUCGCUACUUAGGUUUGCUGUACUGGUUUAUAAAACAUUUACAAGCAACAGCAAAUGAACUAUGUGGCAAAGAAACCAAUGUGUACAAGCCAAUGAAGUUUUUCAGUUUAAAGGUCAGUUUACCUUUUAAUAAUUAGUUCAUUUAGUUGUAUAUUAAUACGAAGUACUGGAAUAGUACGCCGAGUUUGAUUUGCUAUAUUGAAAUUUGUACUGUAGUCGGAAUAUUUAAGAUAAGGUAUGGAUAAACAGAGCCCAACCCCUUCUCUAACCCUAACCAAUAAAUGUGUAAUGAACUAUUUGAGAGUUAAAAAGGUUGGGGGGAAAUUUUAAAAUAUUUUAAGAAAAAUUUCUACUGUUGGAAACUGUCGUAAUUUAUGCAUCAGUCAAUUCUAGCGUUGCUCAUCCCCCCCCCCCGGGCAUUUGUACUGUUUUUUUGCCCGGGGGGGGCAGGCAUUGGUACUUGCAAAGUUGUCCCAGGGGCAGGGAAUUGUUUACUGGCUGGGCAUUUGACUCGACUGGACGUUUCUGCGACGAACAUGUGCUAUCAAAUUAAAAUGGUGUCGAAGAAUUCGGGUGUAAAAACGAGGAUUUUGUCGAUAUUUUCAUUCACAAAACGUCACACCAAUCGCACUUGAGAAACUAAUUAAAGUUGUGUUUAACUAUCUAGCAUAAAAACACUAGAAUUCAUAGUACAAUCCUUGUUUUAUAUCUUGCUACGUGAUUGUAUAUUAAGGAUGACUGCUGUAGCUUUUAUACAAGGAAGCUAAUAAUGUUAUGGAAGUUUUGAGGUUUAAAAUACAUUCUCUAAAUGAGUCGGUGUGCCCUGGGGCCGGACAUUUGUCAUCUUUUUUUUUGCCCGGGGGUGGGGCAUUGCCACACUUUUUCUGCCCGACCCCCGGGAAUUGUCAACUUAAAGAGAAAAAAGUGCAAAUGCCCGGGGGGAUGGGCAAUGCUAGAAUUGACUGAUGCAUUAGAAUUAGUAUUUUUGUUCAUGUGUGGGACGCGCAAGUCCAAACUUUAAACACUUCGGAAAGUUGCGGAUUAUACCGGUGGUUGUUUUUUCGACAAGAGAACUUAAAAACAUGUGGCUGUAAAACUGUGAAAUUGGUGAUUUUGUAAUAGAUGUUAUACUGUGAUUUGUUGUGAUUUAUUUUGGGUGAUACUUGGAGGCAAUCUUCAACACUACUGGCCAGGGUGCAUUCCAUGUAAACUCUACGCCGGAGAUACGCCAAGAUAUAUGAUCCUUUACGCCAAUACAUCGGAGAUUUUCAGUUUUGGGGGCUUAAAUCCAUGUUUUGAAAACAUCUAAUGUGGUGAUUCAUGAAAUCAGGCACAAACUAAUCACUUGUUUUUGAGUGAUCUCACACCAUUACGCCAACAAUAUUGUAACCUCAUGCUGGAUAUACUAGAUCUAGUGUGGAGUGCAUGGAAUGCACACUGGUCUACGGGGCUGUUUAUAUGGAAGCAGGGUUCGAAUUAAUUCGGAAAAAAUGGUUCGUGAAUUUUUUUUUAUUUUAAGGGAAUUUUCAAGGAAUUUUCGCUAAUUGGAAGUUAAAAAGUGGAAGCACUGCAAUUUUCAAAUAUAUAAUAUCAGGGCUGCAAAUUACUGUCGGACAAUGUCCGACUAAAUUUGGCAGAUGUCCGAGCAAAAGUAAUUUUGAUCGGACAUUAGUCAGAUCACAAAAAAAAUUGUCACAUUACACAUUUUUGCUGUGACAAAAUCCGAUUGCAAAUUGCCUGGGGCAAUUUGCAUUUUGCAAUAAAAUUUACGAGGCAUUCUCGCAUUUUACUUAACGCUGUAACAGUGUAUCCUGCAUGUUGAGAAUGAGUCGAAAAUUGACACGCUUUAUUUAUAUAAAAGUAAAGUUUUGCAGUUUUCGUUCGUAUAUAUAAGUUUGAAUUAUUCAAGUGUGAAAAAUAAUAGUUAUUAAACAGUUGCUCGGAUUAAGAGACUGCUAUGUGAACUGAACUCAAAACAAUUUGUUUUAGUAUAUAGCAGGGCUCAAGAUUAGCGGUAUCCCGAUAUCCACAGGAUACCAGAUUUCAAUUUUGGAUACUAGAUAUCAUAGGUUUAGUAUCCAGACAGGAUACUAAAAACCCCGAAAUAUUGGCAAAGUUUGUACAUCGCAGCGAAAUGUUCGUCAAAAUAAUGUUUUUUUUGUUGUUUGUCACACGAAAAUGGAAUGAACCUGAGCACAAGGUUAAUUUCUGCCUCUCGAUUUUCGGCAGUGAUUGCUCAGAGCAUAACCAAUGAUUACGCGCAAUUUCCUGUCGCCAUCGCAACGUAAUGAAAUUUGACUUGUGUUUCUAUAUAUGCCUAUGGUUUUUUCCUGCAAGCACGAGAUAAAAAUCAUGUGAUACCACUUAUCGAAAUACCUACUACCCAAAUCUGGGAUACUAAAUUUCAAAUAGGGAUACUAGAUUUCAAGACCCUAGUAUCCACUUGGAUACCAGUUAAAAAUUCAAAUCUUGAGCCCUGAUAUAGUCAAGAAAGCUUCCUUGGAAGGUGCGUGUCUAGAAAAUAGAAAUGGCUUUCAUAUUAAGGGGCCGAUUACAUGGAGCAUUUUCAACCCCGGGGUUGAACUCAGCCCUACAGGGCUGCAAAUAAAUAUUUGACUUGACAGGACAUUUGUCCGAUCACUUUUAAUUUUGGUCGGACAUAACUUGAAUUUGGUCGGACAAAAACCAACACCACUAAAUUUGGUCGGACAUAUACAGUAUAUGUCACAAGAUAUAUAUAAGUCACGAGACAAGUAUGUAUGUAUAGCCAUUCCGGUAGUAAAGUGCUAGAAUGUCUCGUAAAUUUUAUUGCGAAAUGCAAAUUGAGUGAAUUUGCAAUCGGAUUUUGUCACAGCAAAAAAAUGUAUGUGAAUGUGACAAUUUUUUUUGUGAUCGGACCAAUGUCCGAUCAAAAUUACUUUUGCUCGGACAUUUGCCAAAUUUAGUCGGACAUUGUCCGAUGUCCGACAGUAGUUUGCAGCCCUGGCCCUGUUUACCGGGUUGAAAUUUCAGCCCUGUCUGUAAUACAAAACUCUAUCAAAAUCAAACGCGCGAUUACAUGACAAAAUUUUCAACCCAUGGCUGAGUUCAACCCCGGGGUUGAAAUUUCAACCCUGCUUCAGCUAGCAGGGUUGAAAUUUCCACCCCGGGGUUGAACUCAGCCCUGGGUUGAAAAUUUUGUCAUGUAAUCGUUUCAACCCAGGGCUAAAAUUAUCAUGAGUUAUUCGAGCAUACGUGGUAGUGACUAUUUAUUACAAGAAAACAAAAUAAAGGUUUUUUUUUUUACUUUACGCGAAUCGAUGCCGAGAACGUAUAGUAUUACACUAUUACGUUUCAACCCCGGGGUUGAAAUCGUCCAUGUAAUCACAAAAAAUUUCAACUCGGUUAACAGGGCUGAGUUCAACCCCGGGGUUGAAAAUGCUCCAUGUAAUCGGCACCUAAGGACGAGGUUAAGGAAUGCAGUAAUACUAAAAAAUGCAUUAACAUGUAAUUAAACAUAGCAACGCUUGUCAAUCAGUCGCAAGUUACAUCGAAUUUCAGUCCGAAUUUUACUUGAACGAAUUUCGAAGUGAAUUUCUGCAAAUUAUCCGACAAAACGUGUUUGUGUUCGCAAGUCACAAGAAGCCGCCAAGUGUUCCGCCACGCCGGAGCUAUUUGAAAACAGCGUAGAAAAGUCAGAAUAAGCAAUCGCUAAUUUACUCUACGCUGGAGCGAAAUCGUUUGAAAACUUUCACGUCACUUUUGCCAUAACAAUUUGAGCACGGUUUCUAAACGGAGCGAGGCGAAAACGGCGGAGCGCUUGAUAGGUUUGUGUAAACACAAACAUGUAAACUCGAAUGCUUUUCAGUUAAAUUUCUUGGGUCUAUUUGAAAUAUUUUGGGUUUACACGAGUGCUAAUUCAAUUUGUAAACAAACUGUAAUGGCGGUAGUGUGAACACACGUAAAUUCUGCCCGCAUUAGUUCGCUCGCGCGUAGUGUGAACGUAGUCUAAUUUUCGGUGACGUUUUCAAACGGCGAGGUAGCCUUUAGAAAAAUUUAGAAAUAGUGGAUGUCCGAAGGGGAGGGGGGUAAUUUUGGGCUUUGAUGUCCGGAGAGGGGGGAGGAUGAACCAUUCAAGGAUGUCCGAAGGGGGGGAGGGGGUUAUUUUCGAUUUCCUCCGUAGGGGGGUAUGGAUCUUUUCUGGAAUGACCCAUUCCAAAGUUUUGUUGGGAGAUGUUGUAAAAUACAAAUAAUAUAAGCCCCUAAAUCAAACAGAAAACCGACGGCUAAAACAAAACCUGACCUGAGCUCAUUUCACUUUGCACACAGACAACGCCUUUGCUGAGUACGCUACCAGUCUGAAUUGCUGAAAGCUGUUGCAAAAAACUGUUUUAUAUUACUACUUUACAAAAUGUAAUAAUUGGGUGCCAUACUUCAGUACGAUUAUUAGUUCGAUAUUAAUUAUUUAUAAGCACUAGUUAAGGCGUAAAAAACCCUGUGGUUCUGGUUCCCCGACCAACCCUAUUUUUUCUGCCGACCCUAUUAUUUUUUCAACACGUUGACUGUGCGACCCUAGGUUGGGUGGUUGUGGCCUGUUGCCAAAAUGGUGUCUGUUGUCACACUAAACACUAAUUAUUGAAAAAACAAUGAAAAAGAUAUUCAAAAAAAAUUAUUUCCCACAGUGGUCCCCCUGAAUUAUAUUCAAAUUUAGGGUGUGUUGCAGUUCUAUAUUUUGCUGUUUGCAUUUAUGUUUGUUCUGGGAUAAAAUAUUCAAUUUUACCGUAAAGUGGAAGUCAAGUCUGUUCUGCUCAUCGGUUCUGCUCAUAACAAUGUGAGGACCCUCUAAAGUGAACAUUGCCCAAAUUUCGAAUGUAUCGAAUUUUUCUGAACAUAAACUCUAUUUUAUAUUAAUUUAAAAGCAUAGCGAACCAAAACGGCAUCCAGAUGAUCAGACAGUACAUCGUAUCUUAAAAAAUACAGCAGUUCAAAAUGUAAACAAACUGUUUGUUUUCUUUACAGACUUGACUUCCACUUCAAAUUGAUGUUUCAUGAAAUUUAGUUCAAUUUAGUAGAGAGAUGAGUGUAAUUUAUUAACAAUGAAAAUUAAAGCCCAGCAAAUGACUUUCAGACAAGACAUAACAAAAAUAUAAAAUUUAUUGGCUAACGUUCCGUUGUAUUGUUCACAACAUCUUCAGAGCAAUUGAAUUUAUUUACAAGCGUCUAUUAUAUAUAUACAAAUUUUUAAACGGUUACAUUAGUGCAUAAAGUAUUUAGGGUAUUUUAAAGCUAAAUUUGUUUUAAAAUUUGUCAUUUUAGUGAAAUGAUGUGGAACACAAUGCAUUCUUUUCUGGUUGUCUUGGUUUUUGCAAGGAGACAUUGGGCAUUGUAAUGAAUGGAUGACAAUGUGUGUUGCUGGCAAACCUACACCAUGUGCAAUUUUCCUGGUGGAUAUCUUGGGCAAAUGUGCAACAUCACAAGGGAUAUCUUGGUACGAUUAUUAAAUAUAAUAGUGAUAAAAUGGGGGUUUCCUGCAAAUAAGAACAAAGUAAGGUUGCCCAAUUAAGUGGAAACAAUAUUGCGGAGUGUAACAAUCUAACAAUAUGAUGGACUGAUUAAUCUGUAAAAAUGAUGCAUGUUUAGAAAAAGCAAAAAUUGCGGCAUAAAUAUAUCAGGAAACAGGCUUCAAAUGUACCUGUACAUUCUUAAAUCGCUUUGAGGUGGUUUUCCGUCAAUCUCAAAUUAACUUGGGCGUUUUAGUUUUUAGUUUGGCAUGAUUUAGGAUUUUUAUUUUAUUUUCAUUUAUGAUUUUCUAUAAAUGCCCCAACUAGUUUAUAUGUAAUACCAUAACAUAUAAUAUAUAGAUUGUAAACUUUAUAAUGUAUAUGUAUCUAAUACAACUACAUUCUGUGUUGGGUUGUUUGGGUUCGAUAAGUUUUUAGUAGGCAUGAUUUAGGAUUGUUUUUAUUUAUGAUUUCUAUAAAUUGGAUCCCCAAGUCAACUAAUUUGCAACAUGUCUAAUACAGUAUAUGGUUGUAAAAUUUAUAAUUGGUGUGUGACAAGUGAGGCUGAAGCAAGCAAGCAGAGCGCAGCAUUCUAAUAUGUACAGACAGGGGGUUUUGUAGUAAGUUGUAUUUACAGUAUGGUAUUCUUGUCAUGCUUGCUAUGCACAGAUUAAUCAUGCCUCGCGUCAUGCCUCGUGUCAAAGAUUUUUCGAGGCUGGUUUCCAUAUAGAUAUUUUCUGCGUGGUUAAGUGUUUUCACUGUUUUGUUUCCUGAGUUAUGUUAUCUGAUAAUUAGGAAGCGCGAAAAGGGUUUUUCAUAAUAAUAAAUGUUCUCUGAUCGUAAAACAUUUAUUUAAUAUUUUAUGAUGUGGCCGGAGCUCAGAGCUGUAAUUCGGCCGGAGACGAAAAACCGGAGUUUGCACAGCACUAGCUUGUGUUGCUGAUAAUAUACCAUCCAGCGUCUAUUUUUGACAAAAUUCUUGAACAAAGCAUAUUUCAAUGUUUGCAAUGUGACCAUUGCAUAUGGCUGUCAAAAACGUCAAGAUUUAGAUUGUUUUGUAAAACAUUGUGCGGCUCGCGCCUAACUAUUGUUGUGGAUUUUAGAACUCUUUUUAUGCUUUAACCCAUUGAGUGGCAGCACUGUCCAUUUGACAAGUAAUAUCCUGUGGUGUUAGACAGAGUAAAAUACUAAAGUAGGGUGCAUCAGGGCAUAAUGCAACUUAAAUGGUUAACCAAAACAAAGUUCAUACAUUUUGUUUGAAAAAUAUUUUUACACAGUAUCGUGCCUGUUCGUAUUUUGAAGUUCCUUGUUACACCUGGCCGAUUCACACUCACCUGCGACAACUUAGGGGGGUUGUGUGCUUGAUUUGCACAGUGCAACUCAAGUUGUAAGCAUGUUGUAUUGGACCAUCUGAUGCAAAUGACCAAUAUUUUUCAAUUGAUGUUUUUUAUCACUUGAAAGUAAUUACUUUCAAUUACUGUCGAUGCAAUGGAAGUGUUGAUAAAAUAUUGCAUGAAUUCAUUUCCUCAAGUUGAUCAAUUCAUACGAAUUCAAAUUUCGUUUUACUUCCUGUGCGUUUUCUAUUGGCCAAUCGGUUCUGAAACGAAAUCUAAUUGGCUCAUCCAAAAGUAACAGGAAGUUGAUCAAUUUUGUAUCAAAUGAAUUGAUCAACUUGAGGAAAGGAAUUGGUGCAAUAUUUUAUCAACACUUCCAUUGCAAUCGACAGUAAAAGAAUGGAUUUGGACAAUUUUCUGAAAGUUUGGAGUAGGUUUGUGAAUUUUUCAAAAAUAUUGUGUGUUCCCCCCUUUUGAUUUGACCAAAAUAUUCCAAUUCAUGUUUUUAUCAUUUGGAAGUAAUUGUUUUCAGAAGGUUCACAUUAUUUUCCUAAUUAUAGACUUGUAAUUGUGUGACAUAAUGACAUAGUUAUAGUUUGUGUUCUUCUAACCAUCCUUGAACUUUUGUUCAAGCCUAGUGACUUAUUUCAGUACAUGAAAAUCAUCCCACCUGUCAUCCUGUCCCUUAGCCAGCCAUUAAGUUGAUUUGCACCCUAAUUUACCUACUUAUAUUGUAAAAUACUCGAGUAGAGCAUGCAUCAGGGCACAGUACAAUUUUUUUUGUAGCAAAAGUUUUAUAUCUGAAUUAAUUAUUGAUUUUUUGCUUUGUUUUACAGAUCAUUACUGAACAUGCUAUUUAUAAAAUAUCGUGUUACCAAGAUGACAUGCCUCGAGGAGCAAUACAGGACGAAAUACCUCUAUUUCUGAUCAAAUUACAACAAUACACCAAAGACAGUAGUUAUGAUCAUGAAGCUAUGAAUUUAAAGAAAAUGUACAAAACGACAAAGACAAUGAUGAUGAAAUUGGAUGCCUCGGAUGAAAUGAAAGGAUUGAAUGUCAUGGUCAGCAGUCGAUAUUUGUGACUAUACUAAAUGGCUACAAAGAAACUAUGAUGGAUAUACAAAGGUCACAGAAAUGUCUACUUUCAGGUACUGUUCUUUCUUGUUUGCCUGCGAACAGGCUGUAGAUAUGUAGAUAUUGUACCCAGGUCAUUGUUUGUUUUGUUGUUCUGGAUACAAUGAAAUCCGGCAUAAAUCCUGGCG